UUGCCAUCUUCAAUUCAAUUCGUACCUUCCUAGGUUGACGGUUGAAGAGCAACGGCUAUAGCUUUGUCUGUUUGUUACAAGAAAUCUAGUGAGCUUAUAUAUAUAUAUAUGUGUGUGUGUGUGUGUAUGUUCCCACAAACCCUAGAAGUUAAAAGGCAAAAAACUUUAAGAGAAAAUGGUGAGAUCACCUUGUUUUGAUAGUAAUGGAAUGAAGAAGGGAGCUUGGAGUGGAGAUGAGGAUAACAAGUUGAGGGCUUUUAUUCUCUCACAUGGCCACUCAAAUUGGAGAUUGCUUCCAAAAUAUGCCGGUCUUAAAAGAUGUGGGAAGAGUUGCAGAUUACGUUGGGUCAACCACUUGAAACCAGGCGUCAAAAGGGGAAAGUUCAGCAAGGAAGAAGAGGAUCUCAUCAUCAAAUUGCACGCCCAAAUCGGCAACAAGUGGUCCGCCAUUGCAGCCGAGCUCCCGGGAAGAACGGACAACGACAUCAAGAACUUCUGGCACACGCGUGUGGUGCGACGAAGAAAGCCUAAUUCAGCUGCUUCUUCUUCAUCUUCUUCUUCUUAUCAUAAGCUGCUGGAAAUGGCUCCAAAUCACCAAAAUGAUGCCACUAAAAUUCAAGAAUCCAUGCUUGCAUUCGAGUGCGAUACUAAUUCUUCAGCUACACAAUCCCAAUUUGAUUUAUGGGAUGAUGAGUUCCCAGCUGAAUUUCCAAAUUAUGCUGAUUUCCCACCAUUAAUACUAGAGGAAGAGUUUUGCUAUCCCCAAUUUUAUUACAAAGAUUGGUUUGCAGAUGAAGAUCAUAGCAUCAUGUUCAAUGCUGUCGGUGGGAGUAUCUGGGACGAAUCUUUUGCGUUGACUACUUCAGAUAGUCAACCUCAAAGUAGGGUUUGUGUUCCACUAGAGGGAGGGGUGGGGUUUUACGAUACGGUUUAAUUUUUGCUUAGUUAUGGAAUUCAUGAAUUUUUUUAGCUUAUAAAAUAAAAUAGGAAAGUGGGAUGAGGAUGCAUGGGGCAUUAUGUACAAAAAUUACUUGUUUUAAUUUGAACUUUUAGGUAAUGAUAGAUCUAGGUAUGAAAUUUUUGUAUUUUCUUGUAUUACAUUAUUAACCAUGUGGCUCGAGGAGCGGGUGCGCGCUCAGCUCGUGCGAGCCUCUCGCCGAUGCCGCUCCCAC
Molecule: messenger RNA, 1172 nt
Organism: Salvia miltiorrhiza (redroot sage)
Lineage: Eukaryota; Viridiplantae; Streptophyta; Magnoliopsida; Lamiales; Lamiaceae
Product: transcription factor MYB10-like
Exons: 3
Coding region: 176-934 (252 amino acids)
Source: RefSeq, a predicted model, not a curated record